GCAGUGGCGCGAUCAGUCGGAUUUUGUUCUUCUCUUUCCGUGGCAGGUUCAAAGUGAAACGUUUUUGUGGCCUUUAUCACUUGGUGCAGUGUGUUUUAGUUUAGUAGGGAAGCAGGUGCUGGUAGUGGCCUUUCUUCGUUUGAUAAGAAACGAUGCCAGAGUAUACGUAUCUCUCCGGUUUCGGAUCGCACUUCUCCUCGGAGGACCCGCGCUGUCCGAAUGCGCUUCCAGAGGGACAAAAUUCUCCGCAGAAAUGUGCCUACGGUCUGUAUGCUGAACAGCUGUCCGGCAGUGCCUUCACUGCCCCUCGAACCGAAAACGUCCGCAGCUGGUUGUACCGGGUGCGCCCAUCGGUGAUCCAUCAGCCGUUCGAGAGGUACGACGUUGCACCGUUCUUCCGGGGAAAAUGGGACGAACAGCAUCCGAAUCCUAACCAGAUGCGUUGGAAUCCUUUCGACAUUCCUGGUGCCGAUGCGGAGGGCCAGGUGGACUUCGUAGCAGGACUGCAUACUGUUUGCGGUGCCGGGGACACCAGGAGCCGCCACGGGCUUGCAAUUCAUGUGUUUCUGUGCAACAGAUCGAUGGAGGACAAGGCUUUCUACAACAGCGAUGGGGAUUUCUUAAUUGUUCCCCAGCAGGGUCCGUUGGAUAUAACUACCGAGUUUGGGAAGAUGCUCGUCAAACCGAAUGAAAUCUGCGUCAUACCGCAAGGCAUUCGUUUCAGCGUGGCAGUUGAGGGACCAACUCGUGGCUACAUUCUGGAAGUGUACGAUGGUCAUUUCAAGCUUCCGGAUCUGGGGCCAAUUGGGGCGAAUGGGCUUGCUAACCCGAGAGAUUUUCUCACACCAAGCGCUUGGUUCGAAGAUCGUACCGUUCAAGGAUUCAAGGUCGUUUCCAAGUAUCAGGGUGCGCUGUUUGUGGCGACUCAGAACCAUUCGCCGUUCGAUGUGGUGGCAUGGCAUGGGAACUAUGUUCCGUACAAGUAUGAUUUGGCCAAGUUUAUGGUCAUUAACUCGGUCAGUUUUGAUCAUUGCGAUCCGAGCAUCUUUACGGUGCUUACCUGUCCGAGUAAUCGAUAUGGGACAGCUAUCGCAGACUUUGUCAUUUUCCCGCCGAGGUGGUCUGUGCAGGAGAAUACCUUCAGACCACCGUACUAUCAUCGCAACUGCAUGAGCGAAUUCAUGGGUCUGAUCUUCGGGCGUUAUGAAGCCAAGGAAGGAGGCUUCCUACCAGGUGGCGCCUCACUGCAUUCCAUGAUGACGCCGCAUGGUCCCGAUCGGAAGUGCUUCGAAGGUGCUUCCAACGCGGAGCUCAAACCGGAACACAUCGCCGACGGAACACAGGCCUUCAUGUUCGAAUCGUCGCUCAGUAUGGCCGUCACCAAGUGGGGCGAAGAAACGUGCCAAAAGCUGGACGCAAAGUACUACGAAUGCUGGCAGGCGCUGGAGAAGAAGUUUAAGAUUUGAACAAAUUGACACAAGGGCAGGGAUUUCGGCAUGAUCCGUAGAAGCUUCUAGGAGUAACAUUCACGGUACGAAUUUCUCAAGGACAAAAAUCGAAUUUAAUUCUCGGUCUCACUUUCUUUCUCAGUUUUGUUUUGAAGCAAAUUUAUAAAAUUUAUCUUUGUUUUACGGUAUCUCUUGAUUCGC
Molecule: messenger RNA, 1649 nt
Organism: Ochlerotatus camptorhynchus
Lineage: Eukaryota; Metazoa; Arthropoda; Insecta; Diptera; Culicidae
Gene: hgo
Product: homogentisate 1,2-dioxygenase
Exons: 4
Coding region: 153-1466 (437 amino acids)
Biological process (GO): L-phenylalanine catabolic process
Cellular component (GO): cytoplasm
Molecular function (GO): homogentisate 1,2-dioxygenase activity
Source: RefSeq, a predicted model, not a curated record